Molecule: messenger RNA, 606 nt
Organism: Phalaenopsis equestris
Lineage: Eukaryota; Viridiplantae; Streptophyta; Magnoliopsida; Asparagales; Orchidaceae
Exons: 7
Coding region: 1-582 (193 amino acids)
Cellular component (GO): chloroplast
Source: RefSeq, a predicted model, not a curated record
AUGGCCCCGCCGCUCUUCUGGUCCUCUCCCUGCCGGCUGUCACAGCAUGGCUAUCCAUUCCCCGCCGAGCUGCCGCUUUCUCUAUUAGCAUUAGUGAGAACGUCAAUUUCUGCGACCCCGGGACCAAAGGAAUGGCUCCGAGAUCAGAAGAAGAAGGCGGCCAGGUUCGUCUUGGCUCCCAUCGACGCGUCUCGGCAGAGCCUCCGCAAUGCAUAUCAGGCGAUUGAUUUGAAAUCACCAGUGAUGGUUGCUGGGGAGCUCCGGAAGCUGCUGAAUUCUGCAGCUAGGGAUUGUGUCCCUCAGGAUAGGAAUUCUUUUGUAGCAUUUCAAGCCCGUACGGGAGUGGAGGUUUGCACUUUUGCGUUGAUCGUAAAGAAUGCUGCUUCGCUACUCGAUGAUGGGGAUCCGGUGAAGCUGGAGGCAGUGACUAGGCUGGACGAUCUCAUAAGAUCAUUUUCAUUUCUUGGAGGUAUCAUUGAUGACAGUGAUCUUGGUGUGACUUCAGAUAGGGAAAAGGUGAAAAUUGGCCUGUUGCAAUCAAUCUCCGCCCUUGACAAUUUUGAACAGGAUAUAGGGAUGUAAAUUGAGCGAAGCUGACUAGCGAGC